Molecule: messenger RNA, 1215 nt
Organism: Hirsutella rhossiliensis
Lineage: Eukaryota; Fungi; Ascomycota; Sordariomycetes; Hypocreales; Ophiocordycipitaceae
Product: lipase (class 3) domain-containing protein
Exons: 1
Coding region: 1-1215 (404 amino acids)
Biological process (GO): lipid metabolic process
Source: RefSeq, a predicted model, not a curated record
AUGGUUCUUCUCGCGCCCCUCUUGUUCGCGCAGCUGCUCGUGAGCCCCGACGCCGGAAUGGCUCACAAGAUCGUUGGCACAGAGCCAGCGCCCUAUCAUCGGCGCACUGCCUCCAUCUCUACACCCUUGUUCACGGACCUGGAGCGUCUGUCGCGCAUAGUCGACAUAUCCUACUGCGUGGGCAACACGGGCGUGCGCAAGCCCUUUGAAUGCCUGUCCCGCUGCAGCGACUUCCCCGAGCUGUCUCUGGUCGCUACGUGGAACACCGGUGUGCUUCUGAGUGACAGCUGCGGGUAUAUCGCGGUAGAUGACGGCCGACAAGAUGCUGGGGCAGACGGGCCCGGCGGCGACGUCGUGUCCUCUGCCGGGCGUGGCGUCAUCCUGGUCGCGUUUCGUGGGACCUACAGUAUCACCAACACCGUCGUGGAUCUGAGCACAAUCCCACAGCAGUAUGUUCCCUACCCAUCUCCCGACGACGGAGACGAGGGGCCACCGGGGAAGCCCAAGCACGAGUGUGCCAACUGCACCGCUCACAUGGGCUUCCUUCAGUCGUGGCGGAGCGCGAGAAAGGUCGUCUUGCCCGAGCUCAAGGCCUUGAAAGCCAAGUAUCCGUCCCUCCCCAUUCACCUGGUUGGACACAGCCUGGGAGGCGCUGUCGCCUGUCUUGCGGCGCUGGAGCUCCGGCUGCUGCUGGGAUGGGACGACGUGCUGGUCACGACGUUUGGCGAGCCGCGCGUAGGCAACUACCAGCUGGCUCGCUUCGUUGACAAGGUGUUUGGGCUCGAUGGGGUGGCGGACCCGGAAUCGUUGUCGUACCGCCGUGUCACUCACAACGACGACCCCGUCCCCCUUUUACCGUGGGACGAAUGGGGUUACAGGUCGCAUGCGGGCGAGAUUUACAUCACCAAGCCCAGCCUCUCGCCGACGGAGCAGGACAUCAGGGCCUGCGCUGGGGACAACGAUCCCGCAUGCAGCACAGGAGCCGGGGGUCGCGCCUGGCAAAUCGUGCGCGAAAGCCUCUUGCGCUUGAGCCGAGCCGGCGCGACGGCGCGCGAGCAGGCAGAGGCCAUGACUCUGCCGACGCGGCUCAGGCUCUGGCAGCUUUUCUUUGCCCAUCGAGAUUAUUUCUGGAGGCUCGGCCUGUGUGUGCCCGGCGGGGACCCGGCGAACUGGGGACGGGCACAGCCUACGGGAAUCGAGGCCGAGGAGCUCUAG